Rodentolepis nana is the source of this 351-nucleotide messenger RNA. The record is from the annotation of a GenBank genome assembly. Lineage: Eukaryota; Metazoa; Platyhelminthes; Cestoda; Cyclophyllidea; Hymenolepididae.
GAUGGUAGUGGUAACCUUGUGUCCUUAAGCACCGGUAGCCAAACCCCCCAAGCGCACCAGCAGCAAGGUCAACACCAAAUUGUGGGCCUGGCUCCAUCCCCUGUCACACAAUUAACAACAACUUCCAACACAGAACCGGUGGAACAGGGAGUUCCAUCCUUGGAGCAAAUAGAAACCGUUUGGCUUGAUCUACGCAGGCUACAGCAGGAAAUCACUGAGACUUUUCGAGAUAUAAUUCGUUGUUUUAGCCCUCCUAUACUGGCCUAUCGUGUCAUUAUUAGUCAUCUUAGUGUUCUGGUAUCUAUUGUAGUCGUGAAUGAGCGAGAGUAUACGGGCCAUGGUGUAGCCUGA